AUGGAACCAACAGGAAAUAAUGGAGUGAAGGAAAUAAUCUUCGAAUAUGGAAAAACAGCACAAACAUUUUGCUUUCAUCAAGAUCUGGAGUACCAAUACCUUGUUCAAGAUGUGAAAGUAUAUUUUGGAAUUGAUAUGGCUAAAACAAUUGUGCUGAUGAAUGUCAAUCUCGGUGAAGUUAUUCGACCAUUACGCUUUGGUGAUUUACUUGCGUGUACAAGUGAAGCUAUUCCAAAAUACAAAGUUAUCGCUGAAGGUAAAAAAGCUAUAAACAUGCAUGCAACAAUAGAAAGAUGUUCUCUUGGUCUUUUUGCCCAUAAAUUGCGUAAUGAAAUAAUAUCUGAGUCUUAG
Molecule: messenger RNA, 351 nt
Organism: Adineta ricciae
Lineage: Eukaryota; Metazoa; Rotifera; Eurotatoria; Adinetida; Adinetidae
Source: the annotation of a GenBank genome assembly